Oryctolagus cuniculus (rabbit) is the source of this 4688-nucleotide messenger RNA. NCBI's taxonomy places the organism in Eukaryota, Metazoa, Chordata, Mammalia, Lagomorpha, Leporidae. The record is from RefSeq and is a predicted model, not a curated record.
GCACUUCCGGUGUGCGUGCCCACCGUCGCCAGCACUGAUGAGGGCUUUCAUCUGAGGGAUCCGCGGAGGAGGAGCUCGGCGUGGUCUCGACCUCACCGAGGCGCCCUGUGCUGGCCCCGAGGCCCCCGAGGCGCACGGAAGGUGGUAGAGUCAUCCAACCCACAUGUGAGCAAGAAGACGUGGGAUGCAUGCUCAGGGAGACCCAGCUCGGCUAAGGCCCAUCUGGGCUGGCUUAUGGAGACAUGGACAAGAGCCCACAGAGUACAGGCUCACAGGGAGCACACAGCAAACUCCUAAGGGGCUCAGAGAGAAGAGCUUCAUCCGUACUUAUCACUUCCAAGCUGAUGGGAUCACCAGGCAUGUGUGUGUUUGAUUUUUGAUAGGAAAGGGAGAGAGAGACGGACAGAUUCAGAAGGGAAACCUAGAGGCGGGUGCCUCACACUGCCCGACUGUACACGGGGUGAUGAUGUGUGUGGUCAGCGCCCGGGCAGGUGCAUCAGGGGUCAGGUGGAACAGUUGGCCCAGUCACCAUCCUCACCCAACAGGCCAGGGCUGGAGCAGCACAGGGAGGCGGUGGAUGUCCAUGAGGUCCCAGCUGCCUGCACCCUGCUAAGCCCUCUCCAGUGAGAGCUGCUGGUCUCUCCAAAUGUGUGUGCUUUGGGCCCUGCAGCCACUCCAGGGGCCCCUGGGGAAUGUGAGUUCACAGUGGCUUUUGGAAGGAAUAAUGAUCAGACACAGAUUGGCCACAGCACAGCAGCUUCCAGAGGCCCAGGGAGUUGGGAGUCCCAGUGCAGACAAGGGCCCAGAGUCACCCCUAAUUGGCCUUGGGAGGCCCUGAGUCCCAGCCCUGCCAGGUGCACAAAGUCCUCCCUGGCAGAGUGAGGCCAAGGGCAGCAGACUCGCACACUGCCCGGCUGACAGGACGAGGCCAGGAGGCAGAGGUGAGCAAGCUGUCCCCUCUCCUGUCAAAGACCCAGGGCCUUCGGGCAACCAGAACUGCAUGCCAGCAACUCUCUCUGGGACUCCUGUGCCCACCUCUGCCCCUCCCAGUCCUUUCCCUACCAGGAAGUCUCAGCUGGAGAGAGGAGAGACAGAGGGCCUUGGUGCCCACUUCACUCAGUUCAGCACAGACCAUGUCAACAGUGCGAGGGACUCUGGGUAGGUAGGACCUGAUUGUGUGGCCUUGGGUGAGACCUGACCGUCACCUGGGAAAGGCAAGACCAAGGGGCUCACCUGUCAGGGCCCCCAGGGUCGAGGGUGGCCAUUUCCAUGGGGACACAGCCGAGCUGGGGUAUACAGUGAGCACUCAGGGCCUGCACUCAGCAGGGGAGGCAGUGACCGCCGUCACCUCCCCGCCAGCCUGGCCGGGACUUAGGGUCACCGAGAGCAGAGCCUCUGCACUCCACGUGGAGGCCACCCCUCAGGGUGCUUUGUGAAGCCCAGGCUCUGAGUCUGCAGGUAGUGCAGGGCGGGGCCAGGGAGCAGCCCCUGCACUCACCACUCCAGGUGCUGAGGACUCCCUGUCCACCAGGAGGUCAGGAGUGCGGGCAGGGCCAGGUGAGGCGGAAGCUGCAGGUGCCCAAGAGCUCUCAUUGCAGGGACCCAAGGGUGCAGCUGAGCCUCUCACAGCAGGGGCCACACUCAGACUCUAGACCUUGGCUUUGGGGUGGAUUCUCUACGUUUUCAGCCCGUCGCAAGGACAACCCACAUGGGCAGUAUUUUGAGACGGGACAUCAGAAAGCCUUGCCCGGGGUAAGAAGUACCAGACCAUUUCAUUCAAACCCGUGAGCUCACAGUGGGAAAAGCUGCUUGGUAGAGGGUGGGGGUGGAGCGCCCUCCAACGCGUGAAGGUGAGCCCUGCCAAGGGGUGCAGCAGCUGUGCCCACCCACCCAGGGCACCCAGUCACUGCCCGGAAGACAUAGCAGCCCCCGCCCAGCCAAGCUCUGUACACAGUGGCCUGGGUCUCUCUGCUGGUGACCAGGAGAGCCCAGCUCAGCGUGGUGACAAUGACAGGAGGGGAGAUGGGUGAGGAAUGUGCAGAUGGAACUGGGCAGAGCCCCCUCUGCUGUCUGAGAAAGAAAGAGAGGCCUCACCUGAGCCCCAGCCCUAAGAGGGGCAGGGCACAGGGCAGGCAGGUAGACUGCAGGAGGGCACAGGCAUCCUAUAAACCUGCGCUGGGCUUAUCCUGACUGCUUCUCAGUCCAGGAGCCUCAGCUGACCGCUGGCUGACCAACAUCCAGACACGGAGGGGCUUCUCCAGAUACUUGGGUGCAGGGGACUGGGAUGAUUGACGCUGCUGUGGUCAGGCCGGGGUAGGCGAAGCCAAGAGGGUCAGGGUCCUGCCGUGAGAUGGGGUGAGAUAAGGAACCAGGAGUGCAAACAGCCCAGCCCAGGAGCGCAGGAGAGCAGGUGUCUGAGGAGCAGGACGGGGAGGCGGGGAGGCUGCCCUCACCAAGUCACUCACUGCUGCCUCCCCAGAGCCCCCGAGAGCCCCCGUGCAGAGUCUGCCCCACCACGUCCAUGGAUCCAGUGAGUCAGGGUCAGUUUCCUUCUCCAGGCCAGGCUGAGUCCAUGGAAGGAGCAGUGGGCGGCUCUCAGCAGGCAGCGUGGCUCCAGCAGGUCCCUGUGCUCCUUGGGCCAAGUGACUGAGGGACUGUGGCCUGAUCCUCUCACUGCUCUCAUUCCCUCUGCAGCUGCCCCAGUCAGGGCCAUGCCCAUUCACAGAAAUGCAACCCUCUCAGUGGCAUCCUGGGGGCCGUUUGUGCUAGAGGGGUUUGGGGGAGGUGUGAAGAUCCAGGCCCUGCUCUCUGCUGUGUUCCUGGCCCUGUACGUGGUGAGCGUCCUGGGCAACCUCACCAUGAUCGUGGUCAUCAGCCUGGAUGCCCGACUGCACUCCCCCAUGUACUUCUUCCUCAAGAACCUGUCCUUUCUGGACCUGUGCUACUCCUCGGCCAUCGCCCCCAACGCCCUGGCCACCAUGUUCUCCUCUUCCAAGGUCAUCACGUUCGCCGGCUGUGCCACUCAACUCUUCUUCUUUUCCCUGUUGGCUACCACUGAGGCUUUGCUCCUGGCCGUGAUGGCCUAUGACCGGUUCAUGGCCAUCUGCAGCCCCCUGCGCUACCCAGUCACCAUGAGCCCCUCAGCCUGUGCCCGCCUGGUGCUGGGUGCCUACGGUGGGGGCUGCCUCAACUCCCUGGUGGAGACCAGCCUCACCUUCCAGCUGCCCUUCUGCGGCUCCACCCGCAUCGACCACUUCUUCUGUGAUGUGCCCCCACUGCUGCAGCUGGUCUGUGCCGACACAGCCCUCAACCAGCUCGUCAUGUUUGCCAUGUGUGGACUCAUCAUCGUGGGCACUACUCUGGCAGUCCUCAUCUCCUACGGCUACAUCGUGGUGACCAUCCUCAGGAUGCGCUCUGGAUCCGGGCGACACAAGGUCUUCUCCACCUGCGGCUCCCACCUGACGGCUGUGUCCCUGUUCUACGGGACUGUCUUUGUCAUGUAUGCUCAGCCAGGGGCUGUGCAGUCCAUGGAGCAGGCGAAGGCGGUGUCUGUCUUCUACACCCUGGUCAUCCCGAUGCUCAACCCCCUCAUCUAUAGUCUGCGGAACCAGGACGUGAAGGAAGCCCUGGGGAGGCUGGGACAGAGAUGCACAGCCACGUGAGGCAGAGGCUGUGACAGACAGAGCCCAGGGGGCUGGAGCGCAGGUCUGAGACAGAGAGAGACCCUGGGCACUGACUGGCUUUCCACGCUUCUUGCUUCCACAUGAGGUGUGUGUUCAGAAAUUGGUUUGUCCUCCACUCAAUCCUUUCUUGAGGUGUAUUUGUUCGAGGCAGUCUGUGUGAGAUGAAGGUGCAGGACUGUGUUCUGCCUGUGAAGUCCCCUGGAUCAGAGGAGCAGUGGCAGCUGCCAUGUGGAGACUACGGGCAAAGCAACAUCCUGGGGUCGACGGGGCCAGUGCUGCUGUCUCUGAGCCACCCCAUGCAGUUAGUAUCAGAGAGGUCAGAUACCUGUACGUCUUCAUCAACCGUGUCAGAAAAAUAACGUCUGUAUGAAAAUAUAGCAGAUUCCUCCCAGGUACGUGGCUGUGUGUUGUCCUGGUGGCCCACCGUGAGCAGUGACUGGAAAGGCCACUGCCUCCUUUGUGUCCCUUUUCAGCUCUUCUUCCUCACCAUCCCAAAGAGAUCCCGCUGAAACCAUCUCUGAAAUCAGGCCUCAGCAUUCCCCAGAGUGAGUUCCGUGUAGUAGGAAUGGUGUUGACUGUGAGUGGCCCAGACCUGACCACAGUGCCCCUCUCACAAGGAGGUCUGGGAAAAAUAUGGAGGGUCCAUUUGGGCCCUCUGUUCCAUCACACCACAGACAGGAAUUAGGCAGUUUCCUGAGGACCAUGGCACAGAACGUGAGGCCUGGCACCAUGUCCCUAGACUGGGAGAGAGCAUCUUCCUCUGGUUCACUCCCCUGUGAUGAUGCGCUUGGGCCAUCUUCUGUUGCUUUUCCCAGGCCAUUAGCAGGGAGCUGGAUUGGUAGUGGAGCAGCUGGACAUGAACCGGCACCCUGUUUAUUGUUCUGGAUAAUUCCAAAUAGUUUUCCAAAAUAUUGUAGAGUUUUGUUCCCAGAAACAGUGAAUGAAUUUCUGUUUCUGCACAUUGUCAUGUACAAGCCAUGUUGCCCGUUUUAUAAAUCACAGCCA